Molecule: messenger RNA, 2576 nt
Organism: Zootermopsis nevadensis
Lineage: Eukaryota; Metazoa; Arthropoda; Insecta; Blattodea; Termopsidae
Gene: Fim
Product: plastin-2 fimbrin
Biological process (GO): actin filament bundle assembly; actin filament network formation
Cellular component (GO): actin filament; cytoplasm; actin filament bundle
Molecular function (GO): calcium ion binding; actin filament binding
Source: RefSeq, a predicted model, not a curated record
GUCUUCGAGCAAGCUGUGUCUGCGUUGGAUGUGGCCUGAAGAACGGCAUUGUUGAUAGAGUGGAUCCGAAAGCAAGAAGGAAUUUAUUGCCGUGUAUUAAGGCUCUGAUGUUCUGUGGAGAUAACGUAUCGUGGUUUGAGUUAUCGGCAUCUGGGUCGCGCUAAAACUCUUGAUUGUUGUUGGCUUCUUACCAGUAAUCUUAAGGAUUUCGUGUGAGAUUGUUUUAACUCCGUUCCGUGUACACUGGGCGCACGACUAGAUUAUGGACAUCGAAGCAAACAGGGGAUCUUUCCAGGAGCAGUUGAUGGAAUAUUAUGAAAUGAUUGAUAAGAAUGGAGAUGGUUACAUUGACUUGUCUGAACUCAAAGAGGCUCUCGAUGUGUGCGGUUUUAAAUUGCCAGGUUGGAAGGUGCGACAGAUGAUUGAGGAAUACGAUGACAAAAGACAAAUACAACAUAAAGGUCGACUUUCAUUCGACGAGUUUGAAAAGAUGUGCCUAGAACUGAAAUCAAAUGAAGUGGCUAGCAAAUUUAAACAGUUAGUGUCCAAGAAAGAGAACUUGGAAACGCUCGGCGGAAUGUCAGACGCGUCCAGCGAAGGCACCACGCAUUCGGUACGACUCGAGGAGCAGCUGGCCUUUUCCGAUUGGGUCAACAGUAAUCUGCGUGCAGAUCCCGACCUGAAGCAUCUCCUGCCGAUUGAUUCAGAAGGGAAAGCUCUGUACGACAAAGUGAAGGAUGGCAUUCUUCUCUGCAAAAUCAUCAACCAUUCAUGCCCAGACACGAUCGACGAACGUGCAAUCAACAAAAAGAACCUGACUCUGUAUACAAAACAUGAAAAUUUAACCCUUGCCUUGGUCUCGUCACAAGCCAUCGGAUGUAACAUAGUUAACAUUGACGCUCACGAUUUAGCAAAAGGAAAACCACAUCUGGUUUUGGGUCUUCUUUGGCAGAUCAUUAGGAUAGGACUGUUCAAUCAAAUCACUCUGGAGAACUGUCCUGGAUUAACCACUCUUUUGUUGGACGGGGAGCGCAUCGAAGAUUUAAUGAAACUCUCGCCAGAAGCGAUACUGUUAAGAUGGGUUAACCAUCAUCUGGAAAGGGCUGGUGUAGCCAGGCGGUGCAAUAACUUCCAAAAUGACAUCUCAGACUCCGAAAUUUACUCGCACCUGCUGAAACAAAUAGCGCCAGCAGAGAGUAAUGUUACAUUAGAAGCUCUUUUGGAACAAAAUCACUUGAACAGAGCUGAAAUAAUGUUGCAACAAGCUGCUAAGUUGGGUUGCCGAAGCUUCGUGACGCCUAGUGAUGUCAUCAAUGGGAUUUACAAACUAAACUUGGCAUUUGUUGCCAAUCUGUUCAACAACCAUCCAGGCCUAGACCGUCCUGAGGGCGACAUCGAAGGGCUCGAGAAUCUUGAAGAGACAAGAGAAGAGAAGACAUACAGAAACUGGAUGAAUUCGAUGGGAGUGCUUCCAUAUAUAAAUUGGCUGUAUUCAGAUCUUGCAGAUGGCCUUGUGAUCUUCCAGUUGUAUGAUAUAAUCAAACCAGGCAUUGUCAAUUGGAACAGGGUACACAAGAAAUUCUCGAAGCUACGAAAAUUCAUGGAGAAACUAGAAAACUGCAAUUACGCUGUUGAACUUGGCAAACAAUUGAAGUUUUCGCUGGUUGGAAUUGCGGGUCAAGAUAUUAAUGACGGGAAUGCCACGCUAACUCUAGCAUUGAUCUGGCAGUUGAUGAGAGCGUACACACUUUCAAUAUUAACGCAGUUAGCCAACACAGGAAGUCCCAUAGUAGAGAAAGAGAUAGUUACGUGGGUAAAUAAUAAACUUGCCAAUUCUCAAAAGAAGAGCUCGUUGAAGAGUUUCCAAGAUUCGUCUAUAGCAGAUGCUAAAGUUGUCAUUGACCUGAUAGAUGCAAUUAAACCUGGAACUAUCAACUAUGAACUGGUGAAGGACGGUGGACCUCAAGAGGAUAACCUGGCAAAUGCAAAAUACGCUAUUUCAAUGGCCAGGAAAAUGGGGGCUCGGGUGUAUGCCCUUCCAGAAGAUAUCACUGAAGUUAAACCAAAAAUGGUCAUGACGGUAUUUGCGUGCCUCAUGGCCAUGGAUUACAUUCCAAAUAUGGAUGAAAAGCAAUUGUAAAGCUACAUUGAUUCAUUACUUUCCAUUUAUACAUAGAUACUUUGAAAGGUUUUUUUUUUUAUUUUGAAUAUAAUAUUAAUAUUAUAUAUUAUUAUGAACAUUAUAUACUUGGUUUGCUUAUGUGAUUAGAAAUUAAAUAAGUUUACUACUGAAGCAUUCCAUAUAUUAAUAAAAUCAUUGUGAAAUUCAAAGAAAACUUCAAAGAUAGUUGUCAGCUUUCCAUCGAGAAAUCAUACGCGGUAAAGAUGCGUAACUUUGAUCGAAUAUUUAACGAAAGAACACUCGCAAGUUCAAGGGUCCUCAGUUUGUCUGUUGUGAGUGUUCUUUCUUGUCUCUAUCUCUUUUUUCUGUCCGUCAUUUAAAAAGAAUUGAAUGUGUAAUUGGUUAUACAGUUUAAACAAAAUGUUUGAUUGCUUGGAAGGUUUAUGAAGGACGG